AUGUUCAGCAGUAGCAAGAUCGCCGCCGUGUGCCUCGCCGUCGUGGCGCUAACCAACAGUGCGUAUGCUGAGAAGGAGGCCGCCCAGACGUUCGGACUGCUUGGCGCUGGUCUGCACGGUGGUGCGGGACUCUAUGGAGCUGGCGCUGCCGGUCUUCACGGUGGAGCCGGCGUUGGUGCUGGUCUGUACGGUCGAGGUGCCGGCUAUGGUGGUGCUGGUGCUGGUCUGUACGGUCGAGGUGCUGGUGGCGUUGGUGCUGGUCUGUACGGUCGAGGCGCCGGAUAUGGUGGUGCUGGUGCUGGGCUGUUUGGUCGGGGAGCCGGCUACGGUGGCGCUGGUGCUGGGGUCGGAGCUGGCGUUGGCGGUGCGGGCGUCGGUAACGGAUACGGCGGUGCUGGUGUCGGAGGAACUACGGGUGUCGGUGCUGGUGUCGGAGGAACUACGGGUGUCGGUGCUGGUGCCGGUGUCGGAGGUGGUGUGAGUGGUAACGUCGGUGCUGGCGUGGGCGUGGGCGGUAAUGCUGCUGUCGGCGCUGGUGUGGGCGGGGCUGCGAACGGAAGAGUGGUGUCGGCGGAUCGGGCCGGUGUGGGAGGAGCGGCAAGUACUGGUGCGGGUGGAGCUACGACAACGACGGACGGCAAAACUAGCACAUCUACGUCGCAGAACGGCGGGGCCAAGGCAACUGCAACUACCACGACUGCAGGCACGACCACCGGCACCGCCGGCACGGGUGCUUCGACGAAGCAGACAGGUUAUCGCAUGCUGCGGUCGCAGUGA
This is a messenger RNA of Phytophthora infestans T30-4, 777 nucleotides long. Its product is annotated as ipiB1 family glycine-rich protein. The record is from RefSeq and is a predicted model, not a curated record. NCBI's taxonomy places the organism in Eukaryota, Oomycota, Peronosporomycetes, Peronosporales, Peronosporaceae. The transcript has 2 exons. The coding region runs from base 1 to 777 and encodes 258 amino acids.